AUGAUGUCCCCACGUGCGCUGCUCCUCGCGCUGCUCUGCCUGUACCUUCACAGGUGGACAGUGGAAGCAAUCAACCUGAAGCUUCUUAUAGAUGGAAACACAUACACCAUGCUAUACGAAUCCAAGAAGGUGAAAUUCUCAGACUUGGAUAUUCUCAACAUCAUGUUCCAUUCGAACCAAGUGAAGCACUGCGGAAAUUCGGUCAUUUGUUAUCUUCUCAAAAUAUCAUCCACAGAUAUUGAAAAUAUGAAUUACGUGGUUCGCCACAUUGACAUUUCAUAUAACCGCCCCCUCAAGUACGAAAAUGUUUAUAAAAUUAUCGGGGGUGUGACUAGCUAUGGUGUUACCUCCAUGAAGAUCACUUUAUUUGGGGUGGGAUCAACCAUGAAAGGGGAGGAGGAAGUGAAAGGCGAAAGUGGUGAACAAAGCAACGACAGAAGCGGCGAAGGAAGUGAUGAGGAAGAUAGCAUGAUGGAGAUGCUAAGGAUGAAUUUAUUACACGAUAAUACGAAGAAAAGAAGACAGAUAAGGAAGGAGAAAAGCAUCGAUAAGUUGCUAAACCAAUUGGGGGAUGAACACCAAAACAUCACUGAAGCAAUUAAUAUGAAAAACCCCUUGUUGCAAGAAAUAGCUUCCAAAAAAAAUUGCAUAAAUUACUUCUCCGUUGUUUAUACAUUGGUGAAAGUAGACGAUAAGGGAGAGAAAAGUGUCAUCGAUGAUUCCUUUAAAAAUGAGCACACACCGAUGAGUGCCGAUCAGCUCAACGAAGUUGUUAAAGUAUUUUGUUAG
Plasmodium knowlesi strain H is the source of this 789-nucleotide messenger RNA. RefSeq names its product conserved Plasmodium protein, unknown function. The transcript has a single exon. The coding region runs from base 1 to 789 and encodes 262 amino acids. NCBI's taxonomy places the organism in Eukaryota, Apicomplexa, Aconoidasida, Haemosporida, Plasmodiidae. The record is from RefSeq and is a predicted model, not a curated record.